Molecule: messenger RNA, 840 nt
Organism: Pseudomyrmex gracilis
Lineage: Eukaryota; Metazoa; Arthropoda; Insecta; Hymenoptera; Formicidae
Product: predicted GPI-anchored protein 58
Exons: 1
Coding region: 1-840 (279 amino acids)
Source: RefSeq, a predicted model, not a curated record
AUGGACAUCUCUCCCCCUCCAAGCACGGCGAGAGAAAGAAGUAAGGAGGCGACAGCACCCCUGCCGGAUACUGGCACCCAGCGGGACGAAGAGCACCCUGCGGUGAAGCCGGUAGAGCUCAAGGAUAUUGAGUCUCUGCUCAAGGCCCAUCGCAAGGAAACGGACAGGCAGAUGGCUGAAAAGCUGUCUGUCUUUUACGAACAGGUCGUCCAUUGCCUGUCCAUUCGUCCUCCCCUGCGGGGUCAACCGCAGGGAAGGACAGAUGUAGAUGCCACGGCAGAGGCGGGAUGCAGCGGCCUGGCUGCAACCAGUGCAGCAAACUCGCCUGCACCUCCGUCCUCUGCCCCAGCAACUUCCGCAGAGCCCAGUACGGGUCUGCGGAAGAAGAAAAAAAAGAAGAGGAAGAGCAAGAAGAGAGACGGCGGCGGAUCCGGGCCGGGAGAUAAGGAGGCGGCCAAGGCCGCAUCCCAGGCCCCCAAACCCGCGCUGCCCGCUUCCCUGCCAUCAUCCUCCCAACCUUCCGCUCCCUCCACCUCAAAGGACACCUGGUCUCAAGUGGUGGAGCGGAAGAAAAGGAAGCAGAAGCCGGCCCCCCAAACCCCCGCCUCGGCCAAGUCCGGUGGCACCAGAGGGGGAAAAGGACCGACCAAACCGGGAGCGGGUGCGGCCAAGGCCACCCCUCCCAAGCUGAAGCUGGGAAGACCACCCCGCUCCGCGGCGGUGGUGCUCUCAGCCCCGGAGAGGGCAGCGGAAGGCUUCUUGGCGGAGGUCUUGAAAUACGUCCGAGAGAGGGUGUCUCUCGAGCCCCUCGGUAUUCAAUCUAAUCCUAAAGGUCCCUAG